Messenger RNA from Malania oleifera, 961 nucleotides. RefSeq lists its product as uncharacterized. The coding region runs from base 45 to 647 and encodes 200 amino acids. Lineage: Eukaryota; Viridiplantae; Streptophyta; Magnoliopsida; Santalales; Ximeniaceae. The transcript has 5 exons. The record is from RefSeq and is a predicted model, not a curated record.
AACUAAUUCCAUAAACCAAAAAUAAUUUCUCGUCAUCCAAUUAGAUGCUGUCGGCUGUGUCGUGUUCCGCCGGAGCAGUAGUUGUAAAGGAGCAAACGGUUCAACGCUGUGGUCCGGGACGGCUCUCAAAGACGGAAUGGGUGCGAGGUCACCUCCUCCGUCUCCUCCCUCCGCCUCCAAUUCCCAGAACUCCGCUACACACCCUAUCUCUCAAGCUUCACCCAAGCCCCAGGUUGAUGGCGCAACUAACAAUGGGGUCCCCGAUGUUCUCGACAAAAAACCUGACUUGGCUUACCCAUUUCAUUCCAAAUUCAAGGCAAGAUGAUGCAACAUUCUUAAUGUUGGUUAGGGAAUUGGACAAUGCAGACCACGUGGAGAAAUACAAUAAAUAUGAGGCUGACUAUGUUCGUCGAUUGCAGGCAAAAUACUUCUCCAGGAAGAACCUUUAUGGAGGCAACAUAUUUGAUGAAAAAGCGACAAUAGAUGGGGAGACUAUAAAGUCCAGCAGGUGGCCUUGUACAAGAUCAUAUGCAGAUCCUGUGUGGGGUUUUGAAGACCUCAACAGCAGCAGUUCAACUUCCACUGCCAUAGUCGAAGCACUUACUAGUGUCCCAAAUGGGAAGCAUGUAUUGAACAAGAGCUGUUGAUGAUGGCUGCAUUUGUUUUUGUCUCACUUUUCCCUGCCCCAAUUUGCCAUUUGGUGGGUAGUAAUGUACAUAAGCUAACUGUGGCUGACAAAAAGAGAGCUAUGAAUGAGUUGAAGUAAGCCAACAUUUCAUCAUUUUCUUCUGGUAAAUCAUAGCCUACUUUCUCUAGCAGACCUCAUAAAAUUAACAAGGUCAAUGUUGCCCUAUCUUUAGGAUUGGGACCAGAAUUGAUGUAUUAUAUUUGUAUUAUUGUCAGAUUAUGGGGCUGCCGCUCAACUUUUGCCAUUAAGCUUAUGGAUUUUUUAAUUGAUUAA